Molecule: messenger RNA, 1356 nt
Organism: Candidozyma duobushaemuli
Lineage: Eukaryota; Fungi; Ascomycota; Pichiomycetes; Serinales; Metschnikowiaceae
Gene: ASR1
Product: Asr1p
Exons: 1
Coding region: 1-1356 (451 amino acids)
Source: RefSeq, a predicted model, not a curated record
AUGGGUUUGACUGACAAGAUCUCUUCUAAGAUCAGCGGAAACAAGGAUAUCGAGAACAUCCAGAACGCCGACAAGGCUGGUGGUAAGGCCAUUGGCAAGGACAACAUCUCUGGUGAGUUGAAGAACCUUGACAAGGACCAGGCUGCCAAGUACGCCAACGACGCCGACAAGGCUGGUGGCCAGUACAUCGGCAGAGAGAACUUGUCCGGUACUGAGGGCGGUAUUGGCAGCAAGCUCUCUGGUCAGGGUGCUUCUGGUGCUUCUGGUUCUACUGGCUCUGGUGCUACUGGCUCUGAAUCUGGUACUGGUGCUGGUGCCGCUGGUGCUGGCGCUGCCGGUGCUGGAGCUGCUGGCGCAGGUGGUGCUGCUUACGGUGCCUCUGGAUCUGGCUCUGGUGCUCCAUCCUCUUCUGGCUACGGUCAGUCUGGUGCCCAGUCCUCUUCUGGUUACGGCCAGUCCUCCUCUGGUUACGGCCAGUCUGGCAGCCAGUCUGGAUACGGCUCUUCUAACGCCCAGGGUGGUUCUUACGAGAGCGGUUCUGGCUCCAACUCUGGCAGAGGCUACGAGUCCCACGAGCCUACUGGCAGCCUGUCUGCUUACGGCUCCUCUGGUCAAACUGGCCUGGGUUCUACCAGCCAGGGCCAGUACGGCAAGGACGCUCUUUCUUCUGGUAAGGAUGCCUCCAACGCCUACUCUUCUGGCGACAAGGCCGGAAUUGCCACCGGUGGUGCUGGUGUCGCCGCUGCUGGUGCAGGUGCUGCUGGAUACGGUGCUUCUCAGCUGGGCUCUGGUUCUGGUUCUGGCUCGCAAGGCAAAUCUGCCUAUGAGUCUGGCUCUGGUCCAAGAACCCACGGUUCCGACGCUUACGGCUCUGGCCGCUCUUCCCACGGCUACGACACUGCUUCUGGCGCCAAGACCUCUGGUGCUCCAGGCGGUGUUUCUGAGGGCUCUGCCACCACUUCUAGAUACGAUACUGAGGGUGGUGCCGACAAGUACGGUGCUACUGGUUCCCGUGGCCACGGUGCUACUGACGCCAAUGCUACUGGCUCUGGCUUGGGUGGCUCCAUUGGCGGUGCCGGUGCCGGUGCCGGUGGUGCUGCUGGUGCUGCUGGCGGCUACGCUGCUGGUUCCCACGGCUCCUCUUCUCACGGUGCUUCCACUGGUGCCUCUGGCUCUCAGGGUGCCUACGGUUCCUCCGGUGCUACUGGCUCCUCUGGUACUGGCUCUGGCUUCUCCACUGGUGACUCCUCCUUGGACUCCAAGAUCUCCAAAUUGGACCCUAAGGUUCAGGAGAAGGCCAAGGAUGCUUUCCAGAAGGGCUACGACGACGCUGUCAAGUCUAUUAACAGAUCUUAA